Messenger RNA from Danio aesculapii, 3285 nucleotides. RefSeq names its product oxysterol-binding protein-related protein 10. The record is from RefSeq and is a predicted model, not a curated record. Bases 197 to 2467 code for a protein of 756 amino acids. Gene Ontology annotation, cellular component: cytosol; membrane; intracellular membrane-bounded organelle. The transcript has 13 exons. NCBI's taxonomy places the organism in Eukaryota, Metazoa, Chordata, Actinopteri, Cypriniformes, Danionidae. Gene Ontology annotation, molecular function: cholesterol binding.
AGAGAGUGAAUCAGCGCGUCACGCACGCGUCGCUCAGCGGUGUUUGCGUGUGCUUGUAUCCGGGUUGAGGGAGUGUCUCUCUGCCUCAGAUUCCCACAGAAACGCGCUGUCCAGCGGCGGCAGACGGGAGUAUGGCAUCGGCCAGAGGGAAGCGGAGGCGCGGCGGCUGCUGCGUGCUGCUGUGAGCGGAUCCGCGAUGGAAAAGCCGCUGUGCUCGGACCGGAGGCCGGUGGUGGCGGCGGCUCGGGCGGGUUCGGCCUCGCUCGGGUUCUACGCGGCUCCGGCGGGUUUCAUCGCUCCGCUGCAUCCCGGGCGCGCGCGCAGGAUUGAGGGAGUGCUGAGCAAAUACACCAACCUGAUCCAGGGCUGGCAGAACAGGUAUUUCGUGUUGGAUGCAGACGUGUCUCAGCUGCAGUAUUUCGUGAGCGAGCAGCUGCGCAGUCUGAAGCCGCGUGGAUCUCUGCCUCUCAUCGGUGCGUCCGUGACCGUCAGUGAUGAAGCUCCACACAUGUUCAUCAUCAGCUCAGCCAAUGGAGAGAUCUUCAAACUCAGAGCGGCGGACGCCACAGAAAAGCAACUGUGGAUGAUGCAGAUUCAGGCCUGCACACGGCGACACUCCGACAGCAGCGCAAAGAUGCGGAAACUGAAGGAUUGCGAUGACCUUCUGAGUGUUGAUCGAAUGCAGAACUCUCUGGACACGCAGGGUUCAUCAGGCCGGACGCGAAGCUUCUCUCUUCUUCCUCACCUUCCUCCGUCUUCCUCUCCGGCGUCUCAGAGACAUCUUCCUCAUCUUCCUCCUCCUCAUCAUCUUCCUCAUCACGGGCCUUCCAGCAACAUCGUCACCAUCACACACCACAAAUCACCCGCUGCUGCCCGCCGUGCCAAAGACCAGUACCCAGAGCGCCUGCUGGAGGUCAAAGAGGUCAUGAGCCAGGCUGAGGGCCAGCAGAAGAGUCUGGUGCAGUCCAUCGAGUGUCUGCCGACGCGGGGGUCCGUCUCGUGUCUGGAUCAGGACCUGCUGCUGCUGAAGGCCACGUCUGCAGCCACGCUGAGCUGCCUCGGAGAAUGCCUGACUAUAUUACAGCAGAGCGCCGGACACAACAACAGCAGCAGCAGCAGCGCUCCAGCCGCUCACAACCGCGAUAAUGCUCCUGUAUGGACCGUCCCAAAGUCGCCUUCAGGAGAACUUCUGAGGAAUGGUGGCGCUGCAAACCUGUGCUCCACAGAGCCCUCGCCCUCCUUCAGGAAGAAAAGCCUUCUGCAGAACACUGAGGAUGGGAUGGAGCUGAUUUCUCCUGAUGAGGAGGUGUUGGAUUCAGAUGAUAACACUGAGGAGGAUUUGGGAGUUCUGGAGGAGCAGCGGAGUGUCAUUCUGCAUCUGCUGUCUCAGCUCAAACUGGGCAUGGACCUCACACGGGUUGUUCUUCCUACAUUUAUCCUGGAGAAGCGCUCGCUGCUGGAGAUGUAUGCGAACUUUAUGGCUCACCCGGAUCUGUUUCUGUCCAUCUCUGCUGGCGUCACGGCGGAGGAGCGGAUGGUGCGAUUCGUGGAGUAUUACAUGACUGCCUUCCAUGAAGGACGCAAAGGAGCCGUUGCCAAAAAACCCUACAACCCGGUGCUGGGCGAGACCUUCCGCUGCUCGUGGGCGGUGCCUCCAGACAGAGUCCACCCUCUGAGGACUCCAGGGGCAGGGCCCAAGGAGACGGCCGAUCAGGAGGGUGUGGGGGCGGAGUCAGAUUGUUACAGGGUGCAUUUUGUGGCGGAGCAGGUUUCCCAUCAUCCUCCGGUGUCUGCGUUUUACUGUGAGUGUGUGGAGAGAGGGAUGUGUGUCAACACACACGUCUGGACCAAGAGCAAGUUCAUGGGCAUGUCUGUCGGAGUCUCCAUGGUGGGAGAAGGUGUGUUGUACCUGCGGGAUCAUGGCGAGGAGUACGUGUUCACUUUCCCCAGCGCGUUCGCCCGCUCCAUCCUCACUGUGCCCUGGGUGGAGCUCGGCGGAAAGGCCACCAUCAGCUGCGCCAAGAGCGGAUACUCGGCCAGCGUCACCUUCCACACCAAACCCUUCUACGGCGGGAAACUGCACAGGGUGAGCGCAGAAGUGAAGCAGAACUCCAGCGGGACGGUGGUGUGUAAAGCUCAGGGCGAGUGGAACGGGACGCUGGAGUUCACAUACAGCAGCGGAGAAACCAAAGUCAUCGACACUACAAAACUGCCCGUCAUCAGGAAGAGGAUUCGACCCGUGGAGAAACAGAGCCGCCGCGAGUCCAGGCGUCUCUGGCAGCACGUGACUGAAGCGCUGAAGGAAGGAAACGUGGAUCUGGCCACUGAACACAAGCAUCUGCUGGAGGAGGACCAGCGCUCAGAGGAGAAACAGAGAGCUGCAGACAACAUGCCCUGGACCCCCAAAUACUUCAGCAAAGAGGAUGAAGGAUGGGUCUACAGAAACCCGCUGUGGAAAACACACUGAGAUUAAUGACAAACUGCCGAUCGGACAAACACAGGGACUGAAAACAAUCUGGAGCCACAUGCUGGACUAUAAUGAUGCAUCACACGCUAUACUGUACAGAAAUCAAUAUGUGUAUAUAUGAAAACACAGACACCUAGAGAAGACCUUUUAUACACUUGUGUAAAUGAUAUUAUUUUUCACGAUUAUCUAACCGAGCCUUUGUGGAUAUAUUUCACAUGUACACAGUAUUUAUGUGAUCCACCAUUUAGAUGAUUUAAUGAAGAGAUUGUGGACAAGAUGUUCAUGUUUAAGCUUGAAAUCUUAAAAGCAGCUCAUAAUUCACCCCAAAAAUGAAAAGGAAAAAGUUUUAUUGGAUUAAAAAACAAUUAAUGUGUAUAAAUAUAUAUAUAUAUAUAUUAAACAAUAACAUUUACGAAAUAUUUUUGCACUGUGAAAUUUCAAUCAAUAUUGAAUAUUUCCCACCAGAAUUAUCAUUAUGACAGUAUAGUAUUUUAUUACCUUUACAGAUGAAAAAGGCCUACUGUAUAUAGAUAUAAAUUAAUAGUAACACAACAAUGUAUGGAGAAAUUCCAGUUAAAUAAUUAGGUUUCGUGUUUUGUUUUUUCCACCAUGUCAUAUUUGUUUUCCUCUGACAUAUUUACGACUAUUGAAAAGUUUCAGGCCUUUACAUAAAACGUUAUAAUAAACCUAAACCCACACUAUAACAAAAGACUGGGUUGUCAUAACCCAACGUUGGGUCAAAUAUGGACAAACAAAAACGUUGGGUUAUUUUUAUCAAUUAAAUUUUAGUUACUUUUUUAACAACUUUAACUUUUAAC